GACCAACCACCUGACAUUGAAGUUCAAAUCAAAGAACUUGUUGUGAAUUAUAUAAAUAACCCAAAUUCCAUAAUAUUAUCUGUGACUGCUGCCAAUACUGAUAUGGCUACAUCAGAGGCAAUCAAAUUAUCAAGGGAAGUUGACGAAGAUGGUCGUAGAACAUUGGCAGUUAUAACCAAACUGGAUUUAAUGGAUGCUGGUACUGAUGCUGUGGAAAUUAUAUGUGGCAGAGUGAUUCCAGUAAAACUAGGUAUUAUUGGUGUAAUCAACAGAAGUCAGAUGGAUAUCAAUAAUAAGAAACCUAUCCAAGAAUCUGUUAAAGAUGAAGCAGCAUUUUUACAGAGAAAGUAUCCAGCAUUAGCCAGUAGAAACGGUACACCAUACCUUGCAAAAACACUGAAUAGGCUUUUGAUGCACCACAUCAGAGACUGCUUACCAGAAUUAAAGACCAGGGUCAAUGUGAUGGCAUCGCAGUUCCAACAGCUGUUACUGUCGUUUGGCGAGCCUGUUGAAAACCAUGACGACAGAAGUCAAAUGCUUCUGCAGAUAAUCACCAGGUUUGCUGCUGGAUACUACGCUACCAUUGAAGGAACUGCUAAGAAUAUUGAAACAUCAGAAUUGUGUGGUGGUGCGAGAAUCUGUUAUAUCUUCCAUGAGACAUUUGGACGUACAUUAGAUUCUAUAAAUGCACUGGGUGGACUUACAGAUUUAGAUAUCUUAACAGCAAUAAGAAAUGCUACAGGCCCAAGACCAGCAUUGUUUAUCCCUGAAGUGUCAUUUGAACUGUUGGUGAAAAGACAGAUCAGAAGACUUGAAGAACCCAGUCUGCGGUGUGUGGAAUUAGUACAUGAGGAGAUGCAGAGGAUUGUACAACACUGUGGGACGCAAGAGUUACUUAGAUUUCCUAAAUUGCAUGAUAAGAUUGUGGAAGUGGUGACCUCACUACUCAGAAAGCGUUUAGCGCCAACUAACGCCAUGGUGGAGAAUUUAGUUGGAAUAGAAUUAGCGUAUAUUAACACAAAGCACCCUGACUUUGCGGAUGCCAGUCUAAUAUCCGCACUAAUACAGAACAAUGAAAUGGAUAGGAAAAUCAAAAACAAAACCCAGAAUAAUGGUGUAGACAACAAAGAGGUGGUAUCCAAAGGAAGGGCCAAUCCACCAACUGAGGGCAGCAGUUCAUGGCCAUUGAGUAGGUUCAUGUCAGGCCGAAGUGAUAGUCAAGAGAGCCUCAAUGUAACUCCAGCUACAUCUGAAAAUAACAGCCCACGAAAAACCAAACAACAGUCAGUUAAUUUGUUACCAGACAUCCCAAGUGUUCCAACAAAUAGGAAAUUAUCAUCAAGAGAACACAGAGAUUGUGAUGUUAUUCAGCGUCUCAUCAGGUCCUACUUUCUAAUCGUGCGUAAGAAUAUUCAAGACAGUAUACCGAAGGCAGUGAUGCACUUUCUAGUCAAUCACGUCAAAGAUAAUUUACAGAGUGAAUUGGUUGGUCAGUUGUAUAAACAAGAAUAUAUAGAUGAAUUGUUAACUGAAUCUGAACAAAUGGCAAUGAGGAGGAAAGAAGCUGCCGAAAUGCUUAGAGCAUGUCUUUGA
This is a messenger RNA of Saccoglossus kowalevskii, 1593 nucleotides long. Its product is annotated as dynamin-1-like protein. Gene Ontology annotation, biological process: endocytosis; peroxisome fission; intracellular distribution of mitochondria. The record is from RefSeq and is a predicted model, not a curated record. NCBI's taxonomy places the organism in Eukaryota, Metazoa, Hemichordata, Enteropneusta, Harrimaniidae. Gene Ontology annotation, molecular function: microtubule binding; GTP binding; GTPase activity. Gene Ontology annotation, cellular component: membrane; mitochondrion; cytoplasm.